UGCUCAGAAAGAGGAAGGAAGAUUAGACACACAGAGAGAACAGCAUGAGACCAAGUCUACUUUUACUGCUGCUCCUCAUGGGGGCAGAAAUCGCCUUUGGAGAUACACACAAGGCUGUUCUGACCCUGGAACCCAACUGGACACAGAUAUUUGUGGGAGAGACUAUCUCACUCACAUGUAGCACAGAGGGAGAGGAUGCUGAUGAAGAUGAUGAGGCAUAUUACUGUUGGUAUAAGACUGACAAAGAGGGCGGUGAAGCUCGUGAAAUAGUUCAAUGGACAAAAGAUAAAAGUCAUACGAUCAGUUCUUCAGUGGAGACUGACAGUGGGACCUACACCUGUAAAAUAAGUAAUGACGGCUCAUACUCCAAGAGUAAUGCUAUCAGCUUGACUGUGAAAGAGGGAAUUCCAAGACCUGUAUUAAGUUCAGACAGAGAGCCAGUGUUCACAGGGAACACAGUUACCCUGAGAUGUGACAUGGGCCAGUCUACUGGAUGGAGAUUCUACUGGUACAGAAACACACAGACCUCUGAUCCUGUGGCCCAGGCUGAUGGAAACUCCUACAGCAUCAUCUCUGAUAAAGUCUCUGAUGGAGGACAGUACUGGUGCAGAGCUAGGAGAGGAGACCCAGUCUAUCACACACAGUACAGUGAUGCAGUUGAGAUAAAGGUUACAGUAAAUCCCAAAGCCGUUGCAACCCCUCUGUCCAACUGGACAAAUAUCUUCAUUGGUGAGACGCUCGCUCUCAGAUGUGACAUACAGGGAGAAGAACACAACGACUGGCAAUACAGCUGGGAUAAGAAUAGAACUUCUCUCGAAUAUCAAUGGCAAAAUUACACAAUAUAUUUUGCUCUUGAGUCCCACAGUGGAGACUACAGCUGCAGAGGAACACAGAGGAGAGACUCACAGACAUCAGAGAUCAGUGAGGCUGUCAGAGUUACAGUAUCAGAAAAACCAAAUCCAGUUCUUAGAGGACCAUCACAGACCUGGCUGACUGAAGGAGACUCAGUGACUCUGAGCUGUGAGGUUAGAGGCUCCACUACAGGCUGGAGAUUCCACUGGUACAAGACUGCCCCCUACAGUCCUGAGUUGGUAUAUGUGUUACAUGAGAACAGGAGAUAUUAUCUGCAGCUGGUCUCAGACAGCAUCAGUGGAGCUGGAGGCUCCUACACUCUCAGCCCAGCUGCUCUUAGACACACAGGGGUUUAUGUGUGCAGAGCAGAGAGAGGAGAGCCAGCCUAUCACACAGAGUUCAGCCAACCUCAGCCACUCUGGGUCACAGGUCUUUCUCCUCCAUCCUCUGUGGUUGUCAGUCCCAAUACAACUCAACAUUUUACACUUGAUUCUCUUUCCCUGAGCUGUGAGAGGAGUGGAAACUCAACUGGAUGGAGAUUGAUGUGGUUCUCUAAAUGGACAGUGCGUGACUUGUGUCCCUCUGCCUGGACAUCAGAAACAGGAUCCACCUGUAGCAGGAGAUCAGCAUCAUCAUCAGACGGUGGAGUUUACUGGUGUCAGUCUGAGUCUGGAGAGAAGAGUAAUCCUGUCAACAUCACAGUGCACAAUGGUGAUGUGAUCCUGGAGAGUCCUACCCAUCCUGUGACUGAGGGAGAUCCUCUGACCCUGCGCUGUAGAUAUCGCUAUAAGCCAUCAAACAUCAGUGCUGACUUCUAUAAAGAUGGGACACUCCUCCAGACCUCCACCACAGGGGAGAUGACCAUCCCUGCAGUCUCAGAGUCACAUGAAGGAGUCUAUAGGUGCAGGAACCCAGAGAAAGGAGAGUCACCAGAGAGCUGGGUCACAGUCAGAGUUUCAGUCUCAGAUUCUGGAUACUCUAAGCUGGCAGUUGUGGGUGCAGUUGUUGGAGUGAUGAUCAUCUUUAUCAUAGGCACAACACUGUCCCUGAUGUAUUGUUUCAAAAAGAAGAAAGCAAGCCCUGGCCCACAAACACCAUUACCAUCUUUGUCACCCACUAGUGGCCAGCAACAGCAGAACCCCAGUCACAGUCCAGACCAGAGCCUCUCUGCAGGACAUGAAGGUCAGCAGGGAUAUGAACUGCUACACAGCGCAAGCGUGUAUGACGCCAUCAAUACAGCUGAGCGGUAUGAGGAAGACGACGCCACAGCUGGACCGAGUGACGUGACCUAUUCCACAAUUGAUCAAAAGAGUACAAGUGAGAAUGUCAAAAGGAAGAAGCAGAAAAGAGGUGGAGGUCAACCCGAGCCAGAAAUAUUCUACUCAGAGCUCAAAGCAGUGAAGACUGCAGGAGAAGAGGAAGCUGAACAAAGUGAGCCCACUUAUGCCCAGGUUAUUGGAAAGAAAGUCAAGGGUACAGAACGUGUCUAAGGGUGUACAACAGAUAUCUCUAAGACGGAGGAACAUGGAGCAAAUUACCCAGAGAAAAGAGGAACAGCUUUUAUACAGUUUUUUUUAUAACCAUGUUCUAUAUGUAGAAUAUUUUGAUAUAAAAGGCAUCAGUCAAAGUCAUCUUGAUUGAAGACAAAUAUAGUAAUAUAAAAUGUAUGUGCUUAUGACUUGAAGAUGUUUUCUUUGUUUGCAUAAAUAUACGGUAUGUAGGCCUACUGUUUAAUCUGUUAUAACUAAGGAUAUCUAUUUUGAAUUUUAAGUGUUAAAUAAAAAAAAACUCCUUUAGAGUUUAUUUGGCUGCAGCUGUAAGAGUUGAUCGCAAGAGCUUUUUUGCUCUGAAGAGUGUAACGAGCGUUUGAAACCACAACUCCAGAAGGAAGUUAAUCCCUAACAGAGAUCCAUCGUUUCUGCAACGCUACCUGCACAAGUUGAGCAGAUAUAUAGAGAUAAACAUAAAUUAAUAAGUUUAUGUUUAGUUCAAUUAAUGCAUGUGUGUUAACCUUUAAGUUACUUUUACAGCCAAGCUAUAUGCUAAGGUGCCAUUCAUGUCUGGCUAUUGUAGUGAUACGUUAAGUUGAUAAGGGCCUGCUUCUAAGAUUUAUGAUUAAUUGCCUCUGUCUUUUUCAAAUGUAAAUUUGUUCGCUUAACUGUUUUGUGUGUCAUUCCGAGAUGUGUGCGUUGUGAAGCAGCUUAUGAGCUUGACAGCUGUGUAAAUGAUUGACAGCUGUGUAAAUGAUUGACAGCUGUGUACAUGAUUUUGAAAGUAUGUGUUGGGAUCAUCAUUAUGGAGAAGCCUAUUGAAAAAAGCUAAGCUAGCUGAUUGAAGUACGCAGGAUUUGACUUGUACUCAUUGAACUGUGUACCUGAGGAUGAUUGAUUACAAUAAUUUGAUAAAAAAUGAUUGUUUAAAGAA
Messenger RNA from Clupea harengus (Atlantic herring), 3276 nucleotides. Its product is annotated as Fc receptor-like protein 5. The record is from RefSeq and is a predicted model, not a curated record. NCBI's taxonomy places the organism in Eukaryota, Metazoa, Chordata, Actinopteri, Clupeiformes, Clupeidae. The transcript is spliced from 16 exons. The coding region runs from base 45 to 2342 and encodes 765 amino acids.